AUGGAGUCCGUGUGCGCCGACUCCGUGCCCUGUCAGUACGACUACGUGAUCACCCUGAACAAGGACUACGCCAAAGUGACCAAGCAACACGAGGCCUACGCACUGUACCUGGCCAACGAGGCUAAUAAGAAAUAUCCCCGAUUGGUCGGUUACGAAGCGCGCCGUUGCCGAGAGGACGGCCUGUGGUCUUGGGGUGUGGACCCCGAGUGUAUCAGUGAUCCCAAAUACACGGGAACGAUAGCGGGUAUCGACAUCGGCGUCAUACUGCCCAUCAUUAUAGUGAUUAUACUAGUGAUCGGGUGUUUCGUGUACUCCCGACGUAAUGGAAAGGAGCACUACACUCGAGAGCCCGGAAUGUAAGUCCUUUUCGCAUACCAGUGCUGUUGUCGCAGAA
Messenger RNA from Oppiella nova, 394 nucleotides. The record is from the annotation of a GenBank genome assembly. NCBI's taxonomy places the organism in Eukaryota, Metazoa, Arthropoda, Arachnida, Sarcoptiformes, Oppiidae.